Molecule: messenger RNA, 1483 nt
Organism: Malurus melanocephalus (red-backed fairy wren)
Lineage: Eukaryota; Metazoa; Chordata; Aves; Passeriformes; Maluridae
Product: leucine-rich repeat-containing G-protein coupled receptor 6-like
Exons: 10
Coding region: 77-1162 (361 amino acids)
Molecular function (GO): protein binding
Source: RefSeq, a predicted model, not a curated record
AAGUUUAACUCCUCCCAUCGGAGCGCCUCACGCCCCUGCCCAGCCCUCGAAACCCAAUAACCAAGAUCAUUCAGCAAUGCCUUCCCUUGCCUGGCUGCAUCCCCAGCACCCCGGGACCCGCCGGAGAUCCCGUGCCCGCAGCGUGCCAGGCGGCGGCCCCGCAGCCCGGCCGAGGAUGGACGAGCUCCUCUUGUGGGGCAUUCUGCUGGCGUCCUCCGCCCGCUGCCARGCUGUGCCUGCCGAGCCAGGUGCUGCGCCCUCCUGCCCGCCGCAGUGCCACUGCGAACAGGAUGGCAUCGUGCUCUCGGUGGAUUGCUCCGAGCUGGGGCUGUCGGAGGUACCCGCCAACCUGAGCCCGCUCACCGCUUACCUAGACCUGAGCAUGAAUAACAUCAGCUGGCUGCAGCCACGCGCGCUCCGACACCUGCGGUUCCUGGAGGAGCUACGCCUCUCUGGAAACCAGAUCUCCAGGAUCCCCGGGGAAGCUUUCUCUGGCCUCUACAGCCUGAAGAUUCUGAUGUUGCAGAACAAUCAGCUGAGCCGCAUCCCUGCAGAGGCACUGAGGGAUCUUCCAAAUCUGCAAUCUCUACGCCUGGAUGCAAACCUCAUCUCCGUGGUGCCCGACCAGAGCUUUGAGGGGCUGCUCUCCCUGCGUCACCUGUGGCUGGAUGAUAACGCCCUGACGGAGAUCCCMGUCCGAGCUCUGAACCACCUGCCGGCGCUCCAAGCCAUGACCCUGGCGCUCAACCACAUCUGGCACAUUCCCGAUUUCGCCUUCCAGAACCUCAGCAGCCUCGUGGUGCUGCACCUGCACAACAACCGCAUCCAGAGCCUGGGAGCCAACGGCUUUGAUGGGCUGCACAGUCUGGAAACUCUGGAUCUGAACUACAACGAGCUGCUGGAAUUCCCCGGGGCUAUCAGGACGCUGGGCCGACUGCAGGAGCUCGGUUUUCAUAACAACAACAUCAAAGCUAUUCCAGAGAACGCAUUUGUUGGGAAUCCCCUCCUCCAAACAAUCCAUUUUUAUGACAAUCCCAUCCAGUUUGUUGGACAGUCUGCCUUCCAGUACUUGCCAAAGCUCCAUACGCUGUCACUCAAUGGAGCAACGGACAUCAGGGAAUUCCCGGACCUUAAAGGCACCACCAGCCUAGAAGUUUUGUGAGUGGCACCUCUGUCCCUUUUACCCUGCUAGCUGUGCUCUUCCUCCUCCAAGGCGCUCCAGGCUGUUUCAGUGAGGACAACUUUCCCAGUGCUGUGCAGUAUUCAGCCCUGCCUCUCCUCACCCUUCUGCUUCGUUUCACCCCUGUGGCUCCUGAGCGCAGCUUUCCUCCCCGUGAGUGGCUCUCUUGGUACUCUUCAGUGUGCUCCAAUCUCCUUUUUUUGUUUAUUCCUGCCUUCCCUCCUGCAUCUGAGAAGGGGCAAGCCUGAGUGCAGAGUUUCUGCUGAGCCCCAGUGUCUCUGCCCAUGCUGGACCCAGCACCAG